Molecule: messenger RNA, 2602 nt
Organism: Coregonus sp. 'balchen'
Lineage: Eukaryota; Metazoa; Chordata; Actinopteri; Salmoniformes; Salmonidae
Source: the annotation of a GenBank genome assembly
AUGGAGCCCUCCGACCAACAGACAGUCCCAGACUCUGGCUCUCAGGAGGUCAACCCUGUGUACCUGCAGCAGCUUCGAGAGCUGGACAUCCCAGAGGAGGCUGCCAAGCAGGUGGGUUAAUUUACGGUAUACAGGUUCUCUUGCAUUUCCUGAGAUAUGAUCUGCAGUAUAUUAUGAAAAUGUUCUCUUGGUUCGGCAUAUCUGUUUUUCAAUGCAUUCAUAAUGACUGUAUAGAGUACCAUAGCUAUGAUUGACAUGGCUAAUCCACCCAACAUUUUCUGCCAUUUUCUAUGUUUCUACCUCCCGCAGGCACUCUUGCACACCCGAAAUGUGUCUGCUGAGGAGGCUGCCAUGUACUACUUCAACAAGCUGGAGAAUGAGGUGCCCAUAAGAUAGCCUUAGUCCGCACAGGUACACGUUGGUACAUUACUUCUCCUGUAUUGUGUUUGAGUCCACCCUGAAUGUCUCUUUCUCUCUCUCGUUCCCUCAGGAAGAAGGCGAUGACGACCUCAUGUUCAAGAUGGUGUUUGUGGUGAACAUGGACCUGGCCAUGGGUGUGGGAAAGGUCAGUGUGAAGACACGGGUUGGAAUGUGUUGUUUUGAUUGAUUUUAUUUGCCAGUUUAAGAAAACACAUGCAUACAUUGGAGAAACAUGACGGGAAUAUCACAGUCAGCCAUUGUGGUCCCUAAAUUCCAUGGUGCAAAAACAUUACAUAGAGUUUGUCCGGCUAGUAUGGUUGUUGUGGUAUAGUUUGUUCCAGCCAGACGCACAAAGGCCCAGCUUGCCCCUGUUGUUUUUUAAAUGAGAAUCGCACAUCAAACACAAAGCGAAUACAUGAAACUUUUGUUUAUAUUUCUGCUUACUCUGAAAGCGUUUGGUGUGUGUUGUGUAGGUGGCUGCGCAGGUGGGCCAUGCGGCCGUAGGGCUCUACCAGGUCCUGCAGGAGAAGAACAGCUGGAGGGAGAUGGCCUGGAGGUGGGACCAUGGCGGGUAAGGACCUGUCUGGACUGGACCCUUUUUUCAUUAAGGCUUUACAGGGGCAAUACUAUAAUCCUGUAUGUUACUUGAGACCCCAUACUGCUGAUCAAAUUGGAUCUGAUCAGAGAAAGAAAGCCGGACACUUUUAAAACACCAUAAUGACAUCUGGUAAUGGCAAUAACACUAUCUGGCUGUUCUAUGCGCCGGCUCAACCUGCUGUCGACGUUUGCCACAGCAGGAUAUCUAAAUGUAUGUUUGUGUGGUGUGCAGGGCGAAGAAGGUGGCGUUGCAGGGGACCAACAUGGCUCACAUUUUGGAGCUGCAGGCCCUGGCGAUGAGCCUUAGCCUGCCCACGUAUCUGGUCCAGGACGCCGGACGCACCCAGGUGAGACGUGCGGCUACACAGCAGCGGUUGCAGACCCAUGGGCCACUAUUACGGCUCUAUAGUAGCACUGCUGCACCUGCUUACAGGCACACAGCCCCACCACGACGGAUUCGUAGUUAUAGUAGCUCCUGCUUACAGACACAUGCACCACCAUUGUGGCUCCACAGCAGCACCUGCACACAGGCAAACACCACCAUUACGGUUCAACGUGACACUAAAGUGUCAGCUUACAGUGGUAUGCACAGCCAUUAUGAUAAGUAUUGAGUUUGAACGUAGGAUACCCCUCUGGUUUGACGAGUUAGCGAGAUAACUUUGGUCAACUCUUGAGUUCAACUUGGGAUAACUGGUACCACGAAAGAGGUUCACCUUUUAGCCAGGUAAAUGUAUAUGGCAACGAAUGCUUUAGAACUAACCUGCUCCGGGGCAGGCUAACUAGGGGCUAACUCCAUUUAUCCUGAAUGAAGUGUCUGAGACGCGAGUUGAGGAACAAUUCAAUCACAUUCGCUCCCUCUCCCAAACAUUGCGUCAUCAUCCCCUUCAUUUGAGGAAGAUGACAUUAAACAUUUUAUUAAUCAAAUUGUUUUUGAUAGAUAGUCAUGCAAAAUUAUCUAUGUUAAACACUAUUAUUGCACACAGUGAGUCCAUGCAAUUUAUGUGAUUUGUUAAGCAAAUUUUUACUCCUGAACUUAUUUAGGCUUGCCAUAACAAAGGGGUUGAAUACUUAUUGACUCAAGACAUUUCAGCUUUUCGUUUUUUAAUUAUUUUGUAAAAUGUCAAAAAACAUUAUUCCACUUUGACAUUAUGGGGUAUUGUGUGUAGGGAAGUGACACAAAAUCUCAAUUUAAUCCAUUUAAAUUCAGCUUUAACACAACAAUGUGGAAAAAGUCAAGGGGUGUGAAUACUUUCUGAAGGCACUGUAAAAGACAAUACAGAUUCUGUAGAGGACAAGGGGGGAAAACGCAAUUCAUUCAAUAUAAUAAACAAUCUGCAUCAAUUAAUAUUAAGGGAUUCUCUAUUGAGAUUGAAUCCAAUAAAUUCAUGCCUAGUCUUCCCUGCCUUCCCACACACUUUUAUUGUUACAACCUAUUCCUAGUACCUCCUACCCACAAGGAUGCUAGUCUAAAUUCUAUGACCUCCGCCCCUUUUGCCAGGUGGAAGCUGGCUCGCGCACCGUCCUGGCCAUUGUCGGGGAGGAGGAGAUGGUGAACAACGUCACUGGAAGUCUGAAGCUGCUCUGA